AUGCUCUUGCUACCUAGUGCAACGGACUACUGGUACGAAGAAGCUCAAGCAUACAUCGUCGACGGCAAAAGAUACAACUCUUGUUCUGCUGUGUACAAUGCUUCUACUUCCGUGACAGGUUUUCCAUCAAUGUCUUCCCCUUCCUUGGCUCCAGCCAGUGACGUUCGUCACCAGAUAUCUUCCACUGGUGCUGUUGAAGCCAUAAGCGCAGUUAAUUAUGACUCGUCCUACUGCUCCGCGCAGGGCCCUCUUGAUGUUCAUUUUUCUCUUUCAUCUUCUCGUCUUCUUGCUUCCACCUCAUAUGAGAAAGCUGAAUUGUCAUGCGCUGAGGACCGCACCUUCGUCAGCACUUCCAAGUCUUGGAGCGCAAUGCUUGACUCAAAAUUCGAUACGGACAGCCGGCUCCUCUCCUUUGUAUCUCAGCCGCUAUUACUUCCUCGUGCAGACUUACUCGACUCUCUGCCGUUGCUGUCUGAUGCGCCAGUCCGCCAGGUAGUCUCUGUGUCUGAACAUCUCUGUCAAAAUAGAUGGUCUUCUACUAUCCCUCUUUCAUCUCUCACAUUCCUAGGAACUCUUGGCAGUGGUGCUUCUGGAAAGGUCCUUCUGGCCGAACACCCAGCGCCAACUCCGGAUGCUGGGACGAGCGUGUUCGCGGUGAAAGUAUUACAGAAGAGUACGAUGUCUGACUUCGAUGUGCAUGAUCUACGACACGAGAUCGGAUUGCUGGCUACUAUUGCUAGAGAAGAUGAACUAGAAGAGGUUGGCAAGCAUCGGCCGUUAGGAUUGGAAUUCGUGCAGAGGACCUUUUGUAGCAUGCAGAAUACUGCGCAUGUCUUUAUCGUGAUGGAUUACCACCCUGUGCCACUCUCCCACCCAGACAUCCUCUACCAGCUGCGUCUGCGCUGGCCAACGACACCUCCGCUCUUGUCUGUCUCGGUAUCUCUGCCUGUCGCGUUCACUUCAUCUCGUUCAAUUACUCUCCCUCACGACGAAGCGCUGCACACUCUCCGUCUACUCUCAGCAGAGCUCGUUCUAGGCCUGGCAUUUCUGCACUCUCGGGGGAUCGUCCAUCAAGACCUGAAGCCGACAAACGUGAUGGUGUCCUCCGCUGGACAUGCAGUCAUCACUGACUUAGGUUCUGCUAAGUCCUUACCGCUUCUGAAAGACCCUGACGGCACCUGCGUUGCAUCGUCUUCAACCGCUUCGUCCGUGUGGACUUCAUCUUCUCUGAGUCGUAGUUCGGGCGACUAUCAGCCUAGGCGCUACCGUUCCAUCGUCGUACUGCCGCACGAGUCUGUUUCUUACACUCCUCAGUAUGCCGCUCCUGAGUUGCUGGGAAGCUACCCCCGGUAUGACCCGGACGAAGUGCUCGAGUACGACGAGAGAGUAGACUACUGGAGUCUCGGCAUCAUGCUGCGCCAACUAGCCACUGGGAAACCACCCCAAUUGGAUGAAGCCAACGACGCAUGGGAGAGGCUCAGCGAUGGAGAUACCCCGAAUACAGCCCCGGAAGACCAGCUCGGUCUCGCUGGAGACCUCGCAGCCUUUGUUGCAGCUAUGCUCGCUCAUGACCCAGAUGAUCGUCUUAACGGGCCUGAAGUCGAAAAGCAUCCAUUCUUUGACCCAUUGCAUGACCUCUGGGACGAGAUCGCAGCAUUGCAGCAUCCUCCUUUUCCCGAGCACUCCUUGGUGUCCGUGGACGACGACGACACCACCCUCGACUUAACACCCGAAGAUGCACCGGGAGGAGCUGAAUGGAAGCCAAUGCCGGGUACUGUUAGACGCAUGUUCGACGAAGCCGCCGCUCUGUCAGACAUUCCUUGGACGAAUGAGUACGAACCACCAGUGCUCGACGAGGAUGACUCCGAUUAUUACUCUAUGGUGUGCACGGGAAGUUAUCAAGGAGACGACGGGCAAGGUAUUCUUGAGGAUGGCCAUAACAGGGAGGCUUUGGAUAUGGUUAGACUGCAGGCUCCAGGUCCGCUGCAUGGCGAAGAGGACCUCCCAGAAAAAGGAUUCCACGAAAAAUCGUUCCCAGUGGUGCGGAGUGUAGUCCCGAGUCCGCCCGUCACUUGUCUCCCUACACUCUGUCUAUCUGCAGAUCUUGCAUUGCCAGGUGUCAGCGACGUCAUACCUCCCUUGGCACUACUUUGUCAUGAUCCUUCGAGAUCUCAUCUGCCACCUCCGGAUUCAAUGGAUGCACCGCCCAUCGUGGACAUGAUGAUGCUGCCUACUUUGCCAGUUCCCGCUGCCCAUUCCCUUCGUCGACGUUCAGGUGUGCGCAAUCUGCGCAAGGUGUUCAGGACUUCAGCCAAGCCUCAUCGUCGUCCUGCCGCUAAUCCCACUGUCGUGUUUGAUGUUUCCUACCAGGCACCUCAGACGCUGACCUGGGCGUUCGAGCAUCAGAUCACCCUUGCACUAUUGACCACAAUGGACUACCAGCGCACUGUUCGGGCUGCGAUCAAGUGCGUUAGUGACGAAGAUGCCAAGGCCAGGCCUGCCAGUGCUCGGCUCAGUCUCAAAGGCUUCUUCCAUAGAGUCAAGCAGCUGAUUCGCCAUUGA
Messenger RNA from Sparassis crispa, 2562 nucleotides. RefSeq names its product kinase-like protein. The record is from RefSeq and is a predicted model, not a curated record. NCBI's taxonomy places the organism in Eukaryota, Fungi, Basidiomycota, Agaricomycetes, Polyporales, Sparassidaceae. Gene Ontology annotation, biological process: intracellular signal transduction; peptidyl-serine phosphorylation. The transcript is spliced from 3 exons. Gene Ontology annotation, molecular function: ATP binding; protein serine/threonine kinase activity. The coding region runs from base 1 to 2562 and encodes 853 amino acids.